This is a messenger RNA of Lathyrus oleraceus (garden pea), 471 nucleotides long. RefSeq lists its product as uncharacterized. The transcript has 3 exons. Lineage: Eukaryota; Viridiplantae; Streptophyta; Magnoliopsida; Fabales; Fabaceae. The coding region runs from base 1 to 471 and encodes 156 amino acids. The record is from RefSeq and is a predicted model, not a curated record.
AUGGUAGUCUUUGCGAAUGACUGUUCUGAAGAAGAGUCAGAAUAUGAGGGUUCUAAAGAUGAGUCAGAGUUAGAAGAUGACUCUAAAGAUAAAGAUGAGUCAGACUCUGAAAGUGACUAUGAAGAUGAAGAAGACUCUGAAGGCAAGUCUGAUUCUGAAGGUGAAUCUGAUUCUGAUCCAGAUUCUGAUGAUGAUCCAGAAUCUGGAGAUUCUGAUUCUAAAGGUGAUGAUGUAGAUGCCACAACUUUUAAGCAGUUGGUUGACUCUCUAAGGUAUUUGUGCAACGCCAAACCUAACAUUUACUAUAUAGUUGGAAUGGUUAGUAGGUUUAUGUGUAAACCGAAGUGGUCUCAUUACCAAGUUGUUGUCAGGAUUUUGAGGUAUAUUAAGGGGACUCUGAAGUAUGAAGUUUUGUUCUCUUCUGGUGAAAAAGUUAAGUCAAAACCGAUGUAUUACUCGGACUCUGAUUGA